AGGCCUACCUAAUCCAUCUUGAGCCGUGUGAUUGUUGAGAGCGACACGACAUAAGCCUUAGCCCACCUCUCACUCCCACAAUCAGUAUCGCCGUCAUGCCUUCCGACGAUAAGACCCUCCUCCCUCUGCAGGAGGCGCUGAACUUGGUCAAAUUGGCCGCAGAAGGCGACUCCCGGCGGUACAUGGGGACGAGGGCAGCGUACCUGCCCGGGGCCGAUCUUUCGCCGGACAAGGGCAUGCUGAGCACGCAUAAGGCUGCUUUUGGUGGCCAUGUGUAUGGUCAAGCCGCAUUGGCCGUUGCACGAACCCAGAGGGAACUGGAGGACGAGACGGGGCGCAAACCAUCCGAGAGGCUGAGCCUGCAUACCAUCCACGGCUACUUCACCCGAGCCGGCAUCCCCAGCCGGCCCUUCCUCUACACCGUCACGCCCCUCACCUCCUCGCGCACCUUCAGCACCCUCUCCGUCACGGCCUACCAGCCCUCCGAGCCCAGCACCAACCCGCAAGGCGACCACUUCCCCCUGUCCGACGCCGCCCUCCCGCUCUCGCCGCCCUCCUUCACCGGCAUGUGCUCCUUCAAGCUCCCCGAGCCCGACAGCCAGGGCGUCUCGACCCAGGAGGCGCCCCCGCAGGAGCGCUUCGCCUCCAUCCUCUCCUCCCGCGCGCCCGAGGACUGGCCGCCCGUGCCGCCCCUCGACAUCACCGCCUUCGUCGAGAUCGUGGGCGCCGACGAGCCCGGCAAGUUCCCCGUCGCAACCAUGCGCAAGGUCGACAUGACGGCGUACAACGCCGGCCGGCCCGUGCACGAGCGCCGCGAGCUGAUGCUCUACAAGCUGCUCGCCCCGCUGCCGACGACCGGCGGUGACGGUGACGGCGGAGGCGGCGGCGGCGGCGGCGGCACUGGGGCCGAGGAGGGGGAGGGGAAGGGGCAGGGGCAGGUAUGGGACGCCAACGCGCACGUCAUUGCGCACGCGUACGUCGCCGACCGGAACGGGCUGCUGCUGGCGGGCAACCACGUCGGGUUCGGGCACGCGCUCGCGCGGGCCGCGACGCUGAGCUACACGUUCGUGGUGCACGUCAACGCCGAGCUGGCCGUCAUGCGGGAGGAGGACGGCUGGUGGGUGCAGGAGAUGUUCUUCCCGCGCACCGCCGCCGGCCGCGGCAUCGUCGAGAGCAAGAUCUGGAGCCCCGCCGGCGUCCACGUCGCGACCGAGUACCAGGACGGAUUGGUGCAGGGGAGGGGGCUCGGCAAGCUGUAGUCCCCCCUCCCUCUUUGUGGGUUAGUGCGCAUCGGCCUGUCUGCCCUUUUUUUUUUUUUUUUUUUUUUUUUUUUUUU
Messenger RNA from Thermothelomyces thermophilus ATCC 42464, 1336 nucleotides. RefSeq lists its product as uncharacterized. NCBI's taxonomy places the organism in Eukaryota, Fungi, Ascomycota, Sordariomycetes, Sordariales, Chaetomiaceae. Gene Ontology annotation, biological process: acyl-CoA metabolic process; fatty acid catabolic process. Gene Ontology annotation, molecular function: fatty acyl-CoA hydrolase activity. The transcript has 2 exons. The coding region runs from base 96 to 1259 and encodes 387 amino acids. The record is from RefSeq and is a predicted model, not a curated record. Gene Ontology annotation, cellular component: peroxisomal matrix.